This is a messenger RNA of Clavispora lusitaniae ATCC 42720, 2592 nucleotides long. RefSeq names its product bifunctional acetylglutamate kinase/N-acetyl-gamma-glutamyl-phosphate reductase (gene ARG5,6). Gene Ontology annotation, cellular component: mitochondrial matrix; cytoplasm; mitochondrion. The record is from RefSeq and is a predicted model, not a curated record. NCBI's taxonomy places the organism in Eukaryota, Fungi, Ascomycota, Pichiomycetes, Serinales, Metschnikowiaceae. Gene Ontology annotation, molecular function: protein dimerization activity; NAD binding; NADP+ binding. Gene Ontology annotation, biological process: L-arginine biosynthetic process.
AUGUUAACAAUCCGGAAGUCGGUGACGCUUCUUUCAAGAAGAACUGCUCAAUCAUCUAGAGCCCUCGCUCUUUCUUCGUUACAUCAACGCCAAUUGUUCCCAAAUGAUGUUUCUUCUUACAGGGGCUUCUCAUCUACCUCUAAGGUCAGCUCUACAAGAUCCACUGUCGUUCAGCUCCUAAACAACAUUGGAUCGAAAAGAGAAGUUGAACAAUACUUAAAGUACUUCACUUCGGUCUCAUCCCAGCAGUUUGCUGUGAUAAAGGUUGGAGGUGCUAUUAUUACGCAGCAACUUCCAGAAUUAGCGUCCUGUUUGGCAUUUUUGUACCACGUUGGAUUGUUUCCUAUUGUUUUGCACGGAACAGGUCCUCAAAUCAACGAAUUGUUGGAAGUUGAGGGAGUCGAACCCGAAUACAUUGACGGUAUUCGUGUUACAAACCCAAAGACAAUGGAGGUUGUCAGGAAAUGUUUUUUGGAGCAGAACUUAAGAUUGGUGACUGCUCUUGAGAAGAUGGGCGUCCAUGCUAGACCAAUCACCGCUGGAGUCUUUUCAGCUGACUACUUAGACAAAGAAAAGUACCAGUUGGUCGGGAAAAUCUCUAGUGUGAAUAAGUCACCAGUAGAAGCUGCGAUCAACGCUGGUUACUUGCCGAUUUUGACCUCCUUAGCUGAAACUCCAUCUGGCCAGCUUUUGAAUGUCAAUGCUGACGUUGCUGCAUCGGAGUUGGCAAGAGAGUUUGAACCCUUGAAGAUUGUCUACUUGAAUGAAAAGGGUGGACUUAUCAAUGGAAGCACUGGUGAGAAGAUCAGUGCUAUCAACUUGGAUGAGGAAUACGACGAUUUGUUGAAGCAACCUUGGGUGAAGUACGGUACGAAAUUGAAGAUCAAGGAGAUUCACGACUUGUUACAGCACUUACCCAGAUCUUCCUCGGUCGCCAUUAUAGAUGUGAAUGACUUACAGAAAGAAUUGUUUACUGAUUCAGGUGCUGGUACUUUGAUUAGAAGAGGUUACAAGUUGAUUAACCGUAACUCCUUGGAGGAGUUCAGUAACCCAGAUAUAUUGAGGGCUGCUUUGUUAAGGGACCCUGAAAUCAAAAGCGGCAAGUUGUCCGUUGCUUCAUACUUGAAGCAUUUGGAAAGUGUAUCUUUCAAGUCUUAUGGAGAUGCACCUUUGGAAGUUUUGGCCAUUGUGGUCGAGGACGCUUCCACCAAGGUACCUGUGGCUAAGUUGGACAAGUUUUUGUCUUCUAGAACAGGCUGGUUGAAUAACGUAACUGACAACAUUUUCAAUGCCAUCAAAAAGGAUUUCAAGUCAUUGUACUGGAUUGUGAAUGAGAAUGACUCUAACUUGUCGUGGUACUUCUCUAAGUCCGAUGGUUCUUUUGCUAAAAAUGGUGAAGUAUUGUUUUGGUAUGGCUUAGACACUGAUCAAGCGUCACAGUUGAUCAAGCAAUUCGAUGUUGCUCGCGUGGGUUCAUCCCUUUCAUCUGCUACUGAAUCUGGUGUGUUUUCUGCACAAACACAAAAAAAGGGUUUCCACACUUUUUCAAGACAAAGAAAGCCCACUUCGUCAACCAACCCUAAUCCUCCAAUUCGUGAUGGUACCAAUACUAAGAAAUCCAAAGUUGCGUUGAUUGGCGCACGAGGAUAUGUCGGUCAAAACUUGAUCAGUUUGAUUGAUAAACACCCACAUUUGGAAUUGGCUCUCGUUUCUUCUCGUGAAUUGAAGGGUCAAAAGUUGCAAGGUUACAACAAGGCCAACAUUGUCUAUUCGAACUUGCAAAGUGAAGACAUUUUGGAGUUGGAGAAGAAUAAGGAAAUAGACGUCUGGGUCAUGGCAUUACCUAACGGAGUUUGCCGGCCUUUUGUUGAGGCUAUUGAGUCUGUGGAAGGUUCUGAGUCCAAAAUCAUUGAUUUGUCCGCUGAUUACAGAUUCGAUACUACUGGCGAAUGGAUUUACGGUUUACCUGAGUUAGUGGAUCGUAAAUCUAUUGCUUCUGCUAGGAAAAUUUCCAACCCUGGCUGUUACGCUACUGCUGCACAAGUUGCCAUUGCUCCAUUGAAGGAGUACAUUUCGGGCACUCCAACUGUUUUUGGUGUCUCCGGUUACUCGGGCGCAGGUACAAAACCUUCGUUGAAAAACGACGUGAACUACUUGUCCAACAACUUGGUUCCAUACUCCCUUACGGACCAUAUCCAUGAGAAGGAAGUUAGUAAGCAGCUUGGUUUGAACAUUGCAUUUAUUCCGCACGUUGCCCAGUGGUUUCAAGGAAUUUCCAAUACUGUAUCCAUUCCAAUCAGACCAAACUCGUUGACAGCCAGAGAUCUUCGCAAUAUUUAUCAAGACAGAUACCAAGGAGAGCAGUUGGUCUCUGUUAGCGGGGAAGCUCCUGUAGUGAAGGAUAUUAGUGGAAAACAUGGUGUUGUCGUUGGUGGUUUUGCGAUAAACUCUGCUGGAGACAGAGCGGUGAUUGUGGCCACUAUAGACAACUUGCUUAAAGGUGCUGCAACUCAAUGUUUACAAAACAUCAACUUGGCUUUGGGUUAUGGUGAGUACGAUGGAAUCCCUGAUAAUACGGUGAUUCGUGGAUAA